Messenger RNA from Emiliania huxleyi CCMP1516, 928 nucleotides. RefSeq lists its product as hypothetical. The annotation marks the transcript as partial. The record is from RefSeq and is a predicted model, not a curated record. The transcript is spliced from 2 exons. NCBI's taxonomy places the organism in Eukaryota, Haptophyta, Isochrysidales, Noelaerhabdaceae.
AUGGCCGGCGGUGACGGCGCGGUGAAUGGAGAAGGAGGGGGGAAUGGCGGCGGCGAUGGCGGAGGCGGCAGUGGUGACGACGACGACGGGGGCAACGGUGGGGAGAAGGGCGGUGGGGACGGCGGCGGCGGCGCCGGCGCCGGUGGUGGUGGCGACGGCGACGGCGGCGGCGACGGCGAAGACGACGGCGGCAUUGAGGGCGGCGGAAAGGGAGGCGGGCUCGGUGGGGAGAAGGGUGGCGGCGAGGGUGGCGGCGGCGACGGUGGUGGUGGUGGCGCCGGUGAAGGCGGCGGCGCCGGCGACGGCGGCGGCGCCGGUGAAGACGACGGCGGCAUUGAGGGCGGCGGAAAGGGAGGCGGGCUCGGUGGGGAGAAGGGUGGCGGUGAGGGUGGCGGCGGCGACGGUGGUGGUGGUGGCGCCGGUGAAGGCGGCGGCGCCGGCGACGGCGGCGGUGGCGGCGGCUGCGGCGGCGGCAUUGAGGGCGGCGGAAAGGGAGGCGGGCUCGGUGGGGAGAAGGGUGGCGGCGAGGGUGGCGGCGGCGACGGUGGUGGUGGUGGCGCCGGUGAAGGCGGCGGCGCCGGCGACGGCGGCGGCGGCGGCGGCUGCGGCGGCGGCAUUGAGGGCGGCGGAAAGGGAGGCGGGCUCGGUGGGGAGAAGGGUGGCGGCGAGGGUGGCGGCGGCGACGGUGGUGGUGGUGGCGCCGGUGAAGGCGGCGGCGCCGGCGACGGCGGCGGCGGCGGCGGCUGCGGCGGCGGCAUUGAGGGCGGCGGAAAGGGAGGCGGGCUCGGUGGGGAGAAGGGUGGCGGCGAGGGUGGCGGCGGCGACGGUGGUGGUGGUGGCGCCGGUGAAGGCGGCGGCGCCGGCGACGGCGGCGGCGGCGGCGGCUGCGGCGGCGGCAUUGAGGGCGGCGGAAAGGGAGGCGGGCUCG